GGGGUGACCGGCGCCCAGGCGGUCCAGUGCCUCGUGUGUUCUUAUUUGUUCACCUCUGACUAUGCAAUUCUGAAGCCUCCCCCAUUCGGGGGACCCGGCAGCCCGACCGACACCUUCCACCCGCCUCGCGCCUUGGUCUCACAGCACAGAAGGAUCGCUCCCUAACGCCUUUCACCAUUAAGAGGAAAGCGAUGGAGGAGCUGAGCGCUGAUGAGAUACGGCGGAGGCGCCUGGCUCGACUUGCUGGUGGACAGACCUCCCAGCCGACCACCCCGCUCACCUCUCCCCAGAGGGAGAACCCUCCGGGGCCCCCGAUAGCGGCAUCAGCCCCCGGCCCCUCCCAGAGUCUUGGUCUCAAUGUCCACAACAUGACCCCAGCUACCUCCCCAAUAGGUGCAUCAGGAGUAGCCCAUCGAAGCCAGAGCAGUGAAGGAGUCAGUUCUCUCAGCAGCUCGCCCUCCAAUAGCCUUGAAACGCAAUCGCAGUCUCUCUCACGUUCCCAGAGCAUGGAUAUAGAUGGUGUCUCUUGUGAGAAAAGCAUGUCCCAGGUGGAUGUGGAUUCAGGAAUUGAAAAUAUGGAAGUUGAUGAAAAUGAUCGAAGAGAAAAAAGGAGCCUCAGCGACAAGGAGCCGCCGUCGGGUUCUGAAGUAUCUGAAGAGCAGGCGUUGCAGCUGGUCUGUAAGAUCUUUCGUGUCUCCUGGAAGGACCGGGACAGAGAUGUCAUCUUUCUUUCUUCUCUUUCUGCACAGUUUAAGCAGAACCCAAAAGAAGUGUUCUCUGAUUUUAAGGACUUGAUUGGCCAGAUUUUAAUGGAAGUGCUAAUGAUGUCCACUCAGACUAGAGAUGAAAACCCGUUCGCCAGUCUGACAGCCACGUCACAGCCAAUUGCCGCGGCAGCUCGGUCACCCGACAGAAACCUCACGCUAAAUACCGGCUCGGUCCCCGGAACGAGUCCCAUGUUCUGCGGUGUGGGUUCCUUCGGCGCCAGCUCUUUGUCUAGUUUUGGAGCCUGUGGUGGGGCAAGUUCUUGGGAUUCCUACAGUGACCAUUUCGCCAUUGAGACCUGCAAGGAGACAGAUAUGCUGAACUACCUCAUCGAGUGUUUUGACCGAGUUGGAAUAGAGGAAAAAAAAGCACCAAAGAUGUGCAGCCAGCCAGCGGUCAGCCAGCUUCUGAGCAACAUCCGCUCACAGUGCAUAUCCCACACUGCGUUAGUACUGCAAGGCUCCCUCACCCAGCCCAGGUCCAUGCAGCAGCCAUCCCUCCUGGUGCCGUACAUGCUGUGUAGGAACCUCCCAUACGGCUUCAUUCAAGAGCUGGUGAGAACCACUCACCAGGAUGAAGAAGUGUUCAAGCAGAUCUUUAUCCCCAUUUUGCAAGGCCUGGCGCUUGCUGCCAAAGACUGCUCCCUUGAGAGUGACUACUUUAAAUACCCCCUCAUGGCUUUGGGUGAGCUCUGCGAAACCAAGUUUGGGAAGACACACCCCGUGUGCAAUUUGGUGGCUUCCUUGCCGUUGUGGUUGCCUAAGUCCCUCAGCCCUGGGUCUGGGCGGGAGCUGCAGAGACUCUCCUACUUGGGGUCUUUUUUUAGCUUCUCAGUCUUCGCGGAAGAUGAUGCUAAAGUGGUUGAAAAAUAUUUCUCAGGGCCUGCUAUUACCCUGGAAAAUACUCGCGUGGUUAGCCAAUCAUUGCAGCAUUACUUGGAGCUGGGAAGGCAAGAGCUUUUCAAGAUUCUGCAUAGUAUCCUGUUAAAUGGUGAAACCCGGGAGGCUGCCCUUGGUUACAUGGCAGCUGUCGUCAAUGCCAAUAUGAAAAAAGCGCAGAUGCAGACAGAUGACAGAUUGGUUUCUACAGAUGGAUUUAUGCUGAAUUUUCUCUGGGUGCUGCAGCAGCUAAGUACAAAGAUCAAGUUAGAGACGGUUGACCCCACAUAUAUAUUCCACCCGAGGUGUCGGAUCACUCUGCCCACCGAUGAGACCAGAGUGAACGCCACGAUGGAGGAUGUGAAGGACUGGCUGGCGGAACUCUAUGGAGAUCAGCCUCCCUUUUCUGAGCCGAAAUUCCCUACGGAAUGCUUCUUUCUUACGCUGCACGCCCACCACCUCUCUAUCCUGCCAAGUUGCCGUCGCUAUAUCCGCAGACUCCGGGCCAUCCGGGAGCUCAAUAGAACCGUAGAAGAUCUGAAAAAUAAUGAAAGCCAAUGGAAAGAUUCCCCCCUUGCAACUAGACACCGUGAAAUGCUGAAGCGCUGCAAAACUCAGCUUAAGAAACUGGUACGAUGCAAGGCCUGCGCUGACGCUGGUUUACUUGACGAGAGCUUCCUGCGAAGAUGUCUGAAUUUUUAUGGCCUUCUCAUUCAGCUGCUGCUCCGCAUCCUGGACCCCGCCUACCCCGAUGUAACACUGCCUUUAAGUUCAGACGUCCCCAAGGCGUUUGCAGCAUUGCCUGAGUUUUAUGUAGAAGAUAUUGCUGAAUUUUUAUUUUUUAUUGUACAAUACUCGCCUCAGGUGCUGUACGAGCCCUGCACUCAGGAUAUCGUGAUGUUCCUCGUCGUGAUGUUGUGCAACCAGAACUACAUCCGCAACCCGUACCUGGUGGCCAAGCUGGUGGAAGUCAUGUUCAUGACCAACCCGGCUGUUCAGCCGCGGACGCAGAAGUUCUUUGAAAUGAUUGAGAACCAUCCCCUCUCCACCAAACUGUUGGUCCCUUCCCUGAUGAAGUUUUACACAGACGUCGAGCAUACCGGAGCGACCAGCGAGUUCUAUGACAAGUUCACCAUUCGCUACCACAUUAGCACCAUCUUUAAAAGCCUUUGGCAGAACAUCGCUCACCACGGCACCUUCAUGGAGGAGUUCAACUCUGGGAAGCAGUUCGUUCGCUAUAUAAACAUGCUGAUCAAUGACACGACGUUUCUGCUCGAUGAAAGUCUGGAGUCCCUGAAGCGGAUCCACGAGGUGCAAGAGGAGAUGAAGAACAAAGAGCAGUGGGAGCAGCUGCCCCGGGACCAGCAGCAGGCCCGGCAGUCCCAGCUGGCUCAGGACGAGCGGGUGUCACGCUCCUAUCUUGCCCUGGCAACGGAAACCGUGGACAUGUUCCACAUCCUCACGAAGCAGGUCCAGAAGCCCUUUCUCAGGCCAGAACUUGGACCCCGAUUGGCUGCAAUGCUGAACUUUAAUCUUCAGCAACUCUGUGGUCCCAAGUGCCGUGACCUGAAAGUUGAAAACCCCGAGAAAUACGGCUUUGAACCAAAGAAGCUGUUGGACCAACUGACAGAUAUUUACUUGCAGCUGGAUUGUGCGCGGUUCGCUAAAGCCAUCGCUGACGACCAGAGAUCCUACAGCAAAGAGUUGUUUGAAGAAGUUAUUUCGAAGAUGCGGAAGGCAGGGAUCAAAUCCACAAUCGCGAUAGAGAAGUUUAAACUCCUCGCCGAGAAGGUGGAGGAGAUAGUGGCCAAGAAUGCACGCGCCGAGAUCGACUACAGCGACGCUCCGGAUGAGUUCCGAGACCCUCUGAUGGACACCCUGAUGACUGACCCCGUGCGGCUGCCCUCCGGCACCAUCAUGGACCGCUCCAUCAUUCUGCGGCACCUGCUCAACUCCCCCACGGACCCCUUCAACCGGCAGACGCUGACCGAGAGCAUGCUGGAGCCAGUGCCAGAACUGAAAGAACAGAUUCACGCCUGGAUGAGAGAGAAGCAGAACAGUGAUCAUUAAACGUCCCUCGCCCACCCUCUGCUCGCAGCAGCCACGGCCAGCCAGGCAAGCAGAAGCAGCCUCGGUGUGAACUGCUCUUCAAAUGUGGAGGCCAGAUGUGGCGAAGACACCGAGAGCCACCCAACGCGGCCAAGCGGUGGCCUCUGCAAGGACAUGACCGAGAAGGAGCCCAAUUCCUGUAUAUAUAUUUAAGUGACAAAACUGGUCAAAAGCGUGAGGGACACCCUGAUUGAUUGCUGGUGUAAUGAAGCACGUCCUUCGUAUGUCACAAUUUGGGGCUUUUGCAGCGGAAGUUUUUUAGUGAUUGAUAAUGAAUGGGUUUGGGCAGCAUCCCCUCCAUCUUUUUUUUUUUUUUCUAAAUCCAAGAUCCAUUGAUUUAAUUGUGAUUAGAGAACCUUGGACAUUUUGCUGCUAAAGAAUCUUUCCCCUUCCCUUCCUCUCCUGCCCCUACAUGCACUGCUGUGGAUUUUUUUAAGAGAAACGAAAACAAAAAUAAAUUCCUUUCCCUGGCUCUCCAAACAUAUAUUCUGUGAGAUAACUGUGCCUGCAACAAAGUGUUAAUCCUGGGAUCGUAUUUUUAUAUCAUAUUCACAUAUUUGUUUUUUUAAUUGGUGUUAGAUGACAUGAUUAAUAAAAAAGGCAAGAUAUUUUCAGAAUUUGAAUUUCAGUUUUUAUUUUUAUUUUGAAAUGGCCCUUAAAUUUUUUUUUUUUUAAAUUCUAAGCAAAAUGAAGAGAAUUCUGUUGCUCUGGUUCUUGUCAUAAACCCUCUCUAGGAACGUAAGGAGCAGCUGCAGCAAAGGGAAUGCUUACGUCUAUCAGGAUUAAAUGACUUAGGGUUUGGGGGGGAAGGGAGGUUGGUGUUUUUAAUGCUUCGUGACCGUUCGAAACCUUUACAGUUAUCCUAUGAGGAGGGUCCAUAAAUUCCUCAACUCCUGGGUCUGUGAGUUCAAGGCAGGGGUCAUGUACAUGAUGUGUCCUUUGGGGCUUGGCCGUACCAAAGCAGAAAAGGGGUGCCAGAAAUGUGGAGCGAUGUCUGCUUGUAAAAACACACACAGGCAAACACCCACACACACGCACAAAAACAUAAGACUUUUUGUAUUGCCGCUCCCUACUUAACAUACUUGAAUUCUCGAAUUUCCUUUGGGGUAAAAAAGGAUUUGAAACCAUAAAGUGUUUUUGAAGAAAUUAAGUCUACAAAAACUUUCUUUUUCUUUUCCUUUUUUCCCCCUCCCCUCCACAGACAAUGUCCUCUGUUCAUUUCCUAAUGCAAACUACAAUAAAUGGUGAUACACAUUUAGAAGGCA
Myotis davidii is the source of this 5017-nucleotide messenger RNA. RefSeq names its product ubiquitination factor E4B (gene UBE4B). Gene Ontology annotation, biological process: protein polyubiquitination. Bases 192 to 3713 code for a protein of 1173 amino acids. Gene Ontology annotation, molecular function: ubiquitin-ubiquitin ligase activity. The record is from RefSeq and is a predicted model, not a curated record. NCBI's taxonomy places the organism in Eukaryota, Metazoa, Chordata, Mammalia, Chiroptera, Vespertilionidae. The transcript has 27 exons. Gene Ontology annotation, cellular component: nucleus; ubiquitin ligase complex; cytoplasm.